Exophiala spinifera is the source of this 1026-nucleotide messenger RNA. RefSeq lists its product as uncharacterized. The record is from RefSeq and is a predicted model, not a curated record. NCBI's taxonomy places the organism in Eukaryota, Fungi, Ascomycota, Eurotiomycetes, Chaetothyriales, Herpotrichiellaceae. The transcript is spliced from 2 exons. Gene Ontology annotation, molecular function: transmembrane transporter activity. Bases 1 to 1026 code for a protein of 341 amino acids. Gene Ontology annotation, biological process: transmembrane transport.
AUGUCCGUCAAGCUGAAUAGCCCUGCCGAUGACUCUGACAACACCAUUCCCGUUGAUCGGACGAAUUCUUCGCGUCAUGUCGCCGUUUCGGAGACUAGGAACAGAUCAGUCUUGAGCACUUACAAAGGCUUUGUCGCUGGAAUCUUCAGUGGUAUAGCCAAACUGUCUGUCGGCCAUCCUUUCGACACUAUCAAAGUACGUCUGCAGACCUCGGAAAAGACACAUUUUAGUGGCCCAUGGGAUUGCUUGGUGCAGACAAUCAAAAAGGAAGGACCGCAAGGACUAUACAAGGGCGCAACACCUCCACUGCUGGGAUGGAUGGCCAUGGACUCUGUGAUGUUGGGCAGCUUGACUCUUUACCGAAGGAUGCUCCAUGAGAAAGUCUUCUCAAACCCGUCCUUCCGGCCUGGCAAAUCUGCUGUGGAGCUAGCAAAUGAGAAAUUGCCAGCUUUUGGACACGGGAUUGCAGGUAUCAUGGCUGGCUCUACCGUCUCCUUCAUCGCCGCGCCGGUCGAACAUGUCAAGGCUAGGCUGCAGAUACAAUAUGCCGCCCAGAAGAAGGACAGGUUGUACAAAGGUCCCAUUGAUUGCACUUCUAAGAUUCUGAAGACUCAUGGGAUCCGUGGCUUGUAUCAUGGGUUGUUCGCAACCCUACUGUUUCGGUCCUUCUUCUUCUGUUGGUGGAGCUCAUACGAAAUAUUCUCCAACGUGUUCAAGAAACAUACGUCGUUGUCAACACCUUCUAUCAAUUUCUGGGCGGGUGGUUUGUCUGCACAGGUUUUUUGGCUCACAUCCUAUCCGUCCGAUGUCGUUAAGCAGCGAAUCAUGACAGAUCCUUUGGGAGGAAACUUAAACGAUGGCACACCCAAGUUCAGGCGCUGGAGGGAUGCUGCCGUAACCGUGUACCGAGAGUCCGGGUGGAGGGGAUACUGGAGAGGGUUUGUACCUUGUUUCCUGCGGGCAUUUCCUGCCAAUGCGAUGGCGUUGGUGGCGUUUGAAGGUGUGAUGCGUGCUCUUCCUGAAUAG